CAGGGAGGGAGAUCCUAAAUAUUUGACAUUUCAGUUCAACCCUUGUCAACAAGAUUUAGGAAAAAUAAAAACCGGCAGGUAUCUUUUAGAUAGACAAAAGCAAAGAUUAAAAUGGUUACGUUUGCUCCCGAUGAGGUCGGCCUAGCAGACAAAACCCCUUGUGCUGGGAUUCGAGCCGAUCUCAAGAUGUGUUUACUGGCCAGCGAUUGUUGCAAAAAGGAGAAAAAGACUCCGAGGGAUUGCCUUAGAGAAGGAGCUGUGCCUGAAGAGUGUGCUCAACUUAGACAAAGCUUCUUUGAGUGUAAACGAUCUCUAUUGGAUAAUAGGCGAAGGUUCCGUGGCCCCAAAGGGUAUUAAAACCCUUUAAGGAAUUCAUUAAAUUGCAUAGAAACAAAUUGUAGAAGUAUUAAUUUUACUAAUAUUAAGUGUUAUAUAUUGUUUAAUAUAAUUUGAUUCAUA
This is a messenger RNA of Trichoplusia ni (cabbage looper), 459 nucleotides long. RefSeq names its product cytochrome c oxidase assembly factor 5. Gene Ontology annotation, biological process: mitochondrial respiratory chain complex IV assembly. The transcript is spliced from 3 exons. The record is from RefSeq and is a predicted model, not a curated record. The coding region runs from base 112 to 357 and encodes 81 amino acids. NCBI's taxonomy places the organism in Eukaryota, Metazoa, Arthropoda, Insecta, Lepidoptera, Noctuidae. Gene Ontology annotation, cellular component: mitochondrion.